AACACCAUUGUAUUGCUCAUAGAUUAGCUUUGGCAGCCAAAGAUGCUGCUAAAAAAGUUCCUUAUUUUGAAAAUUAUAAUUCUAUUGUUAAUAAUUUAUAUUCUUAUUUUAGUUCUUCUUAUAAACAAAUGAUUAAUCUUCAAUUAGUAGAACAAACAAUAGAUGAUCCAAAUUUAGUUCUUCUUCCAGACUAUGUUACUAUUUCUGAAGUUUAUAUGCAUUUAAAUGCAACUAUUAAUUCAAUUACUACUCAAUAUAUUGGUCGUAAUGGAAUUCUACCAAACUAUGGAAACUUUUUAAGCGAAUAUAUUGAUAAACAAAAUAUAUUAAUUGAAGAUCUUCCUGAUUUUAUUUUACAAUUUGCAGUUGCAACUGUUGAAUCUCUUCAAGAUCACUUUCCUGAUUCUGAAAUAUUAAAUUCACUAAGAAUUUUUAAUUCAUGUAAAUUACCAUCACAAUAUAAUCAAAUUCAUUCUUACAGCAAUA
Molecule: messenger RNA, 486 nt
Organism: Cetraspora pellucida
Lineage: Eukaryota; Fungi; Glomeromycota; Glomeromycetes; Diversisporales; Gigasporaceae
Source: the annotation of a GenBank genome assembly